Molecule: messenger RNA, 832 nt
Organism: Amoebophrya sp. A25
Lineage: Eukaryota; Dinophyceae; Syndiniales; Amoebophryaceae
Source: the annotation of a GenBank genome assembly
AGCAACUGGAACGCCGAUACCAGAGGAGGAUAAUUCUGCUUUGGAUAAUGGAUCCGCUCGGAUGCCAUUUUUUUGAAGAUGAUAUGCGAGAGAACACACUAGAGGAGGAGAAUCUAGUGUUUCCGUUCAUUAUUCAGCAGGAAUGUGGUACGAAAAUCCAACCACUUGACACGCAAGGCAUCUUCAGCAGCCUCAAGCGAGCGCAAGGCGACGUUGAUCCGGAGGAAUAUUAUUCACUGACUAGUCCGCUGUAUCGUGACUAUGUGCUUGCGAAGUUGCGGCAGUAUUCUCAUAAUGGGACUUUUGAUCGAUGCGGGUUCGUACUGCGGAGUGACGCGUUUGCACCUCUGCAGUCUGAAUUGAGGAAGUUCCUCUUAGAUAAACAGUGAAGAGGAUGGGGAGAAGUGAAUGGAGUUUGGGAGAGAGGUAGAAAGAAGGAGAGAGGGGAUGGAUUAUUUACGUAAGCGCGAAAAUGAAACGAAGUGGUGCAUUCUAUGUUAGGACCAACGAGAUCGGAAGUUCUUGUCUUCUCUCUAUAUUUGGGAAGGAUGUCGAAGCGGCAAAACAGUAAACGCAGCCUUGUCGAGGUCGAGAAUGAAUUACGUAAGCAGUUGGAAGAGGAUGGACAUCUUGAGGAGCUGGCUGAAUUCGGAACGAGUAAUAACAAAAAAACGAAGAAAGUCCCGAAGUUCGCUGGUGUUUGGUUUGCUACUGUCCUGGAGGAUGGUCUCGAGCAGAAGGAACAGAAGGAGGAGGUGCUACGAGAAUGUCAGAAGCUGCUAAUGGCAAAAGGUUUAUGGAAGGAACCGAAAGCAAAAAAAGAGAAGACAGA